CCAGGAUGAUAUUGAUGAAGUUGGUGUUCAUCUAUUUCAUGGGAUUGUUUUUGAGAUCGAUAGUCGCAUAUUCUGGCAAUCUGGAGGGUGUCAAAGUGUGCUUUACGCAUAUGAAUAGCAUCGGAGGAUACCCUAAAGAAGGUUCUUACGAAAUGUUGAAGCUGAUUUUGGAUCAAAAUUGCACUCAUAUUCUAGGGAACCUUAUUCUGACUGGGCUUUACAGACAAGCUGAUGGAACUGAUCCCGACUUGAGUUUUUUGAAAUCGAUUCAAGAAAUAUCUGGUUACUUGAUUAUAAUGCAUUCAAAUGUGAAUAAUAUACCAUUGUCCAAUCUACGAGUUAUUCGAGCUAAUAACGGAGGCUAUAAAAUACGCGAUGAAUUAGAUUUCGCAGCUUUGAUAAUCCGAAAAAACUACAAAGAUGGAGAAACUCUGAAACAUGUUGAUUUACGAAACUUAAAAUCUAUAGUUCGUGGUAGUGUUUAUAUCUACGAUAAUCCUGGACUUCAAUAUUUACCGAAUAACAUCCAUUGGACUGAAUUAUUUGAAAGUGUUGGAGAGCAGAACGUUUACAGUCAUAAAUUGAUCCUAACAAACAGUUAUGGAGAUAAAAAUAUCACCGUUGAUCUACAUCUGUACGAACACAAUCCAUACGACAUUGAACCAGAACCAGAACCAGCUAGUGUAAAGUCAUCUUGCUCCAAACUUUGCCCAAAAAUCAACAACAACACCUAUUGUUGGGGCCCAUCUCUGUCAGAAUGUCAAUAUCAAUCUAAAUGUCAAAAUUUAUUAUGUAACCGGUGUUUACGAAUAAAAAAUUCAUAUUCAUGCUGUCAUGAACAAUGUCUAGGAGGAUGUACUGGACCUUUAGCUUCACAGUGUGUGAGUUGUAAAGAGUAUCAAAAUUCUGGCACAUGUGUUGCACACUGUCCGCCUAGAACAAUGAUUCAUGGAGGCAAGUUGAUUUCGAAUCCUGAGUUCAAGUACCGUCUAGGAAAUCUAUGUCUGUCGGUUUGUCCAGAUGGAUUCAUGGUUGAAGGUGAUGUAUGUGUGACUCAUUGCUCUACAGGUAGUAUGAGUACAGAUGGACGUGUAUGUCUUCCAUGUCAAGAUAAAUGUCCAAAAUCCUGUAAAAUUACUAAUAAGGAAACAAAAAAUGGGCGUAAAAUGAGUAAUUUUGAUCUGAGAAGUUUAAAUCAAUUAGUUAAUUGUACUAUAUUGGAAGGUAAUUUGAUCCUAACCAAUGAAUCAUUCGAUUCAAGUUCUGCUUUAACUGAUCAUGUCCCAAUCACAGAUCACCGUCAAUUAUGGGCUUUACAUUCAUUACGAGAAAUAACUGGUUACAUAUAUUUAGAUUUGGAAUUUUUCGGUGAUAGCCUGAGAAAUUUCAGCUUUCUUGAGAAUCUUGUUAAAGUCGGUGGCUACCUACCUUCUGCACGAGUGAGUAUAAUGAUUAUGAAUAGUAAGGCGUAUUUCCCUGGAUUAAGAAGCCUUCGACAGGUUCCACAUGGCAAAAUUAUAUUUCAUAAAAAUCCUAACUUAUGUUUUUUAUCAUCACUACAUUGGACGAAUUCAGCUCACACAAGUAUCUUUAGCGAACUAAAUCAAACAGAUUCGUUGAAAAUUACUGUUAUAGAUGGUCCCAGUGACAACUACUGUGAAUCUCUAAACUACGUGUGCCAUCCUGCAUGUAACAAAGAAUAUGGAUGCUGGGGACCAGGACCGGACCAGUGUGUCCGUUGUUCAUACCGUAGAGCCGGACUAUACACAUGCGUUCUAUCUUGUAAUGACUUACCAGGAUAUAUGUCUGAACAAUGGGAAGAGCAACUUCUUAUUUCUGAAAAGAAGAAUGACUAUUAUGGUAAUUCUCUGGUUGAAAAUUUUCACCUAAAUUACGGUACAGCAGAAACUGACGAUAUUUGUGUUCCAUGUCAUCCAGAGUGUGGAAAAUCUUGCACAGGACCUGGCGCUCAUGAGUGUAUUGGAUCAUGUAAAACAGCUUGGUCAGAAGGUCAGUGCGUGUCAGAAUGUCAACCAAACACUUAUCUAAAUAUGGACAGAAGAAUUUGUGAGCCAUGCCAGACACAUUGUCAUCAGCGUCAGUUAACAAAGCAACCGGUAUGCACAGGUCCUGGUCGACAUCCAGGGAAAGGAGGGUGUAAUAAAUGCGAGAAAUUUGUUGUACAAAUGCCAUUUAACAAAAUGAAUACGGAAGCAUCAGAUAUGUCAUCCUCGCCUACAACAGUUAGCUUGCUGUGUAUCAGAGGUGAUUGUCCACCAGGGACUUAUUUGACAACGGAAGUAGUUCAGCCAAACACUUUGUUUGCAAAGUAUACUGAAAUAUUCACCAGUGUUGCUGCAGUAUGCCGAUCAUGUCAUCCAAGGUGCCCUGUGUGCACAGCAUACAGCCUCCUAAGAGCGAAUGAACAACGUUUAGGAUGCUUGAAGUGCAAUGGAUUUUGGUUGAGAGACGCUUGCGUAGAACAUUGUCCUGUAGAACAAACCUACGUUAUGUGGAUUAACACCAAUGGUAAUGUAUCCGGAAAUUCUUCAGAAAAACGCCUCAAUUUAGACACUAAUUUGAAAUAUAAUGGUAUUUAUGUGCGACAUUUAGAUAGACAGUGUUUAGCCUGUCAUGAACAAUGUCAUGCAGGAUGCUGGGGUCCUGGACCAGAUCAGUGCAAUCAUUGUUUGAACGUCAAAGUACCUAUCCGAUUUAUAUCUGAUAAUCUUACCAAAGUUUACGGACUGAAUCGAUUUUCAGGAGAUGAAGUAUCAAUUCAAGUGAACACUUUAAAUCUACAUUUAUACCGUGGAAAAUUUAUUUGCUUAUCUCACUGUCCAACUGAUUUAUUGCAUCAUAUUGUUAAUAUACCUGAAAUGGAAGGUGAAACAAUCUGUCAUCAUAGUGCAUCUUUAAGUAGUAAUGAUUAUGAACUAAUAAUGCAAGAUAGCGUAUAUCCAUUUCAACACUUUGAUAAUUAUGCCUUGUUAAAUAACCAUCAACAAUCGGAACAAGAAGCAUCUGCAGGAAUCAUUGGACUGAGAAAGUCUUCAUCUUAUUUUUCAUCCGUUAACAAUAGUAUUAUGCAUCGUAAAUUAAACAGUGAUCCAGUUAUAUUAGUUAUGAUACCGCUUUGUAUUAUAUUGAUCAUAUUCGCUGUACUAGUCUUUAUUUGCUAUCGUUAUCGUUCAAAUCAACAAUACAUGAAAAAAUAUGAACAUAAUCCUCUAUUACUGUUGAAACUGUUGUUUUGUCCAAUAUCCUUCAUCUCUCAGCGCUUUAUUUCUAAUAUAAACACUUAUAAAUAUAAGAAAGGUAAUCCGAUUAUAAAUUUAUCUACUACAAAUUAUUAUUACAAUAACAGAAAUGAUGAAAAUGGUAUUGAAAUUAAUUCACUGCAACAUCCAGAUACAGAAGAAAGUUUAUUAAGGAGAUCUAGUGUAAAAGGCUCCUAUCGUUAUCCUAAUCAGAUUGUGAACGGACAAAAAGCACCAAAUUUAGGCAGAUUAGUUAUGAUCAACUUAGAUGACUUGUGCUUAAAUGAAAAAUCUGGUCCCUUAGGCACAGGUGCAUUUGGAGCAGUGUAUCAAGGAAUUUGGAAAGUUUGCCAAAGUGAUUAUCCAAAUCUACCAAAUCUGAAUCAUGUGAUUACAGCGAAUAACGAAGAGGAGUUAAUGUUCAAAGUUAAUUUACAAAACUGUCGAUCAUUGUUGACAUCUACUACAAUGAAUGAAAUGAACAUGGUGUCUACAAGCCAGGUAGGUUCCAGUAAUGUUCAAGCGGAUGAAGUGCACACAUCAACUACAGAGCAACCAUCAGUUACUAACUCUAAGAACAAUAAUACCGAUGAAGAUACUAGUCAAACUAGUAACAGCAUUACUACUGCGUCUAAAGCAUCGACAGAAAAAUCUAAAAAGGAAUACAAACUACUAUGUGUUGCUGUUAAGAUUUUGAAUGAAGUUCGUGGGUCAAGUGAUCUGCAAGCACUACUGGAUGAAGCAAAGGUUAUGGCGUCUGUCUCGCAUUAUCACUGUCUCCCACUUCUCGGGAUAUGUUUAUCUCAAUCAAGAAAAUGCUUAGUUUCAGCAUACGUAGUAAACGGAAGUUUAGAUCGUUAUCUUCGACUGCGUGCACCAAAUAUUAGCUCUUUAGUUCUUCUAGAUUGGGCAUCUCAAAUUGCUGAUGGAAUGGCAUACUUACAAUCGCGGGGAAUAAUCCAUCGUGAUCUGGCUACUCGAAAUGUUUUAGUGACAUCACCAGAACAUUUACAAAUUACUGAUUUUGGUUUGGCGAAAAUGCUGGAAAGUGAAGAAGAAGCUAAACGAAACGAAGUAAUUGUUUGUUCUGGACGCGUUCCUAUUCGUUGGUUAGCUUGUGAAACGCUAACUCAUCGUAUUUAUUCAUUCAAAACUGAUGUUUGGGCGUACGGUGUCACCAUUUGGGAAAUAUUCACAUUCGGGGACAAACCAUUUGAUCGCAUCGAAACAGCUAAUGUAAAAGAUCAUGUUUUAGCCGGUGGACGUCUUCCACAACCUGAUAUAUGCACGCUUGAACUGUAUCAACUUAUGUUGAAUUGUUGGAAUGAAAAUCCUGAUGCUCGACCGAAUUUUGUGGAACUAUAUAACAUGUUUAAGGAUUUUGCACGUCAACCACAUCUUUAUCUUCACUCUAGGAAUGAAAGCAGUUCAAAUACUGAAGUUUACGGUAGUACUGGAGAUUCAAGAAGUCGUGCUACAAUUUACCCGACUGCUCGAUUGUCUGCUGAACGUUUUCGGCAAUCAGACCAAACUGUUCCUUCAUUUCAGUCAAUGAAAAGUGGAAAUUCCUGUUCACCUCUACAAAACUCAAGUUCAAGUAGUGGGCUAACAAAUCGGCGCUUUGAUGUUGGCAGACGUACACGUACUAGUUUAUUAUUGCCUCCAGCAGUCUUGCAAGUCAAUCGUACAGGGAAAUAUUCGCGACAAAAACGACGCAGUGUCGGAGCUCGCACUGAUUAUACAAUGUCGGCAUCCUUAAGUAUAAACUCUGGAAUAGGUGAACGUUGGGGUAAUUCAUCAUUUGCCACACACAGUCAUCCUACAUUAAUUAAAGUUGAUGGAGCGAAUGGAACAGGGAAUAGUGACCAUAAUUUUAAGAUAAAUAGCAAUACACCGAAAAAUAACCGAAAUAAUGAACAGUUUAAUGUUGGUUUGUUUUCAACUGAUUCGUGGGCAAGUAGUGGACAGCCCUUAUUGUCUAGUGACCAAGAUAGUUCAUUAAGUCAUUUAAUGUUGUCAAAUUUCGGUUACACAAGUAGUGAAAGCAGAAGUAGUAUGACAGUCAACUUACCUAACCAACAUAAUCGAAAUUUCUUAUCAACAGGUUCGUCAAUUCCGACGGAACCAAGAAACUCGGUACAACAAUCAGUAGAUGAUCCUACUUUGAAUACACAGAGAAUAGGACUUGAAAUGAGAAACGGUAUUCCAGUUAAUACAUCAUUUGAGGCUGCUGCAGGCUAUGUGUGGCCUCAAUGGCCCGAUGCCAUCCCUACUCCAGAAAAUAGCAAUUCAGACCAAUUAAAUCCAAAUGAAGCAUCUUAUAUCUUGACAGCAGUCGAUGAAGAAUCGGAAAAUAGUUUACCAUUUCUAAACCGCCAACUUUGGCUUCGACGUAAUGCUCGUCAACGGCGUUAUUAUCUCAGACAAUUACAAAUUCACAGAAGCGUUGCUGAUUCCAGUUUGCCGGAACAAGCAGGUGAAGAUGCUGUAGAUGAAACUUCCAGUUGGACAGAACCCUUAGGAUCAAAUCAGAAUAACCCAAAUGGCCGACAAGAAGACAGUGAUACUGAUCAAGGUUCUAGUGACCGAUACUGGCCUGAUCCAACAUAUUCCCCACAAAACUUGUAGCUCUGUGGUAGUACAUUUUUUGUAACUUUGCAUCUUUUUAAGAACGAAUUUAUAAUCACAAUUUCAGUUUAAAACGCUUAUUCGAAUUCAUGAUCUCAUCAGAUACCAGAAAUCUAUACACUGCCAACAUUUCAUUAUGUGUAAAUACCUCAUUUAUAUUUACUUUCAGUUAAAAUGAGUAUAAUGUAAACUGACUACCAUAUUUAGUCACCCUUAUUUUCGCACCAAAGUGUAUAAACAUUAAGACUCAUUUUUCUGUAAGUGUAACUAUCUGCUCAUUUAGGUUCACAAUAUUUAUUUCUCUCUCUCUCAUACUCAGCCUGUUGAAGAAUGGUUAUGUCUCCACUAUUAUUCCAUAGUUCUGCAGAUUAAUAAAUCUGCAUUGUGUAUGCACGGUUAAGAUUGAUGUCAUUAUAAAGUAACACGUUAAUUUCUUAAAUUUUCAAAGACAUCGGUGAAGAAAAUAUAAUGAUUUAUCUAAAAA
Schistosoma turkestanicum is the source of this 6372-nucleotide messenger RNA. NCBI's taxonomy places the organism in Eukaryota, Metazoa, Platyhelminthes, Trematoda, Strigeidida, Schistosomatidae. The record is from the annotation of a GenBank genome assembly.